Molecule: messenger RNA, 4822 nt
Organism: Quercus lobata
Lineage: Eukaryota; Viridiplantae; Streptophyta; Magnoliopsida; Fagales; Fagaceae
Product: ABC transporter C family member 10-like
Exons: 12
Coding region: 518-4801 (1427 amino acids)
Biological process (GO): transmembrane transport
Cellular component (GO): membrane
Molecular function (GO): ABC-type transporter activity; ATP binding; ATP hydrolysis activity
Source: RefSeq, a predicted model, not a curated record
GUUAAGUUAGGCCACGACAAGGGAGUUGAUGUAUAGGUAAUGGGAACAAUGCAUGAGUUAGUACUCACUAAUCAGUACACCAGUAGUAAUGUCAACUUCAGCAGUGGAGACCAGUUUUUGAUUUAUGUCAAUGACAACCACGUAGUACUAAAAUUUUUAAUGUCUAUAUCAAAUACUGUGUAUUGUUCUCUCUUCUUCUUCUUCUUCUUCCAUAUGGUAAAAAAUGUAUCAUGUAGCUUUGUUAUAGAUUAUGAGUUGUUGAACAUAAUGAUGAAGGCUCUCUGAAAGGAAGUUUUGCACGGACUCUCUGUAUACCGUAAACGGCUAGCUAAGAAAAGGAGAAAGCGCCUGCUUUGGUGUAUUGAGAGUUUGAAGAGGGAAGAUAAAAGAAAAGAUUCAUCGAGGCUCUGGCUGUUCAGACAGUGGUGGCAAAACCUACUGUUCUAGUUUUGAUUGUCAUCCCUCUUCAUGUGUCACUCAUUCUGACAUUCUGCUAAUACUUAAGAUCUAAUACAAUAUGAUUCAGAAGUCGUCACCAAGAACAAUUCACAUUCGUGGCCAAUUUCACGGAUUAUCAAAUUUGCAGAUAGUUUCUGCAAUCUUCAAUGGCUGUCUCGGAUUAGUGUAUUUAUGCUUGGCCUUCUGGAUUUUAGAGGAGAAUUUGAGGAAAACCCACAUAGCUCUGCCUUUGGAUCAGUGGUUACUGGUGUUGUUUCAAGGCUUCAUAUGGCUGUUGGUGGGCUUAGUCGUGAGCCUUAGAGGGAAACAACUUUCAAGAGGGCUAUUGCGACUAUUGUCCAUUCUUGCCUUCUUGCUUGCUGGGAUUGUCUGUGUGUUGUCCCUGGUCACUGCCAUUUCCAGCCAAAAAGUUCCAGUAAAGACAGUUUUAGAUAUUCUGUCCCUUCCAGGAGCAAUAUUGUUGCUGUUGUGCACAUAUAAGUAUACAUAUGAAGAGAGGGAAAACAGAUCGAACGAAGAUGACCUCAACACUCCCUUGAAUUUUGAGGCCAGUAACAUCAGUAAAAGUGAUUCAGGAGUAGUUGUUACUCCUUUUGCUGAAGCCAGAUUCUUCAGUAAAAUGUCAUUUUGGUGGUUGAAUCCAUUGAUGAAAAAGGGCAGGGAGAAAACCCUUGAGGAUGAAGAUAUACCCAAGUUACGAGAGGCAGAUCGAGCAGAAAAUUGCUAUUUUCUAUUCUUGGAGCAAUUGAAUCAGCAGAAAAGGGCAGAACCAUCAUCCCAAACAUCAAUCCUGUGGGCAAUAAUUUUAUGCCACUGGAAAGAAAUUUUCUUGUCUGGUUGCUUUGCUGUGUUAAAGAUUGUCACACUAUCUAUGGGUCCUCUACUUCUGAACGCCUUCAUUUUGGUUGCGGAGGGAAAAGAAAGUUUCAAGUAUGAAGGUCACUUAUUGGCAAUAUCAUUUUUCUUUUCAAAGUGCAUAGAAUCCAUUUCGCAAAGGCAGUGGUACUUCCGGAGCAGGCUUAUUGGCCUAAAAGUGAGGUCAUUGCUCUUAGCGGCCAUUUAUAACAAACAACUAAGAUUAUCCAACUCUGCGAGGUUGAUGCACUCAGGUGGUGAGAUAAUGAACUAUGUCACAGUAGAUGCCUACAGGAUUGGAGAAUUUCCAUUUUGGUUCCACCAAACUUGGACAACAAGCCUCCAGCUAUGUCUUGCAUUGCUAAUUCUUUUCCACGCAGUGGGGCUAGCAACAAUUGCGGCACUGGUGGUGAUCAUUCUCACCGUGCUUUGCAAUGUUCCACUUGCAAAGUUACAGCAUAAGUCUCAAUCUAAGCUAAUGGUGGCACAGGAUGAGAGACUGAAGGCUAGUUCUGAGACUCUAGUGAACAUGAAGGUCCUGAAAUUGUAUGCUUGGGAAACCCAUUUCAAGCAAGUCAUAGAAAAUUUAAGGAAGGUGGAGUUCAAAUGGUUAUCUGCAGUGCAGUUAGACAAAGCAUAUCAUAGCCUUCUCUUUUGGUCAACUCCUGUUUUGGUCUCAUCUGCUACCUUUGUAGCAUGUUAUUUCCUCGGAGUUCCACUACAUGCAAAUAAUGUUUUCACCUUCGUAGCAACUUUUCGCCUUGUUCAGGAUCCUAUUGCAUCUAUUCCUGAUGUUAUCGGGGUGACAAUUCAAGCGAAGGUUGCAUUUGCACGGAUUGUGAAAUUCCUUGAGGCACCAGAGCUGCAGAGUGCACACGUCCAGCAGAACUGCAAUGUGGAAAGAAUGAAUCACACCAUUUUUAUUAACUCAGCCAAAUUUUCAUGGGAAGAGAAUUCACCGAAGCCCACUCUAAGAAACAUAAAUUUGGAGGUUAGACCUGGUGAAAAGGUGGCUAUAUGUGGAGAAGUUGGCUCAGGCAAGUCAACCCUUCUAGCAGCAAUUCUCGGAGAAGUUCCAAAGAUUCAGGGAAGCAUAAAAGUCUAUGGGAAGAUAUCCUAUGUUUCUCAAACAGCAUGGAUACAAAGUGGGACAAUACAGGAGAAUAUUUUAUUUGGGUCUGCUAUGGAUAGUGAAAGAUACAGAGAAACACUAGAGAGGUGUUCAUUGAUUAAGGACCUUGAGUUGCUUCCAUUUGGUGAUCUCACUGUAAUAGGUGAGAGAGGUAUUAAUCUGAGUGGUGGUCAGAAGCAACGCGUUCAGCUAGCCCGUGCUCUCUAUCAGGAUUCUGACAUAUAUCUCUUGGAUGAUCCAUUCAGUGCAUUGGAUGCACAGACUGCUACAAGCAUAUUUAAUGAAUAUGUUAUGGAAGCGCUUUCAACAAAGACGGUCUUACUUGUGACCCAUCAAGUUGACUUCCUGCCUGCUUUCAAUUCUGUUUUGUUGAUGUCAAAUGGGGAAAUCCUACAAGAAUCUCAUUAUCAGAAGUUGUUGGCCUCAAGAAAGGAAUUUCAAGACCUUGUUAAUGCACACAAAGUGACGGCAGGUUCUGAAAGGCUUACAGAUUUUAGUUCUACCCAUAGACAAGGAACAUCAUCCAGAGAGAUUAAGAGCACUUAUGUAGAGAAGGAAUCAAAAGCAUAUAAAGGUGAUCAAUUGAUUAAGCAAGAAGAGAGAGAAACAGGAGAUAUGGGCCUCAAACCUUACAUGCAAUAUCUGAAUCAGAACAGAGGGUUCUUGUACUUCUUUAUUGCCUGUCUCUCUCAACUUUUAUUUGUGGCUGCUCAGAUAUUGCAGAAUUCUUGGAUGGCUGCUAACAUUGAUAAUUCUAAUGUUAGCACACUUAGAUUGGUCUUGGUUUAUAUGGUGAUUGGAUUGGCCUCAGUACUGUUUUUAUUAGGUAGAUCUCUUUCUACAGUUGUUUUGGGUCUUAGAUCUUCAGAAUCCUUGUUUUCAGAUCUACUAGACUCGCUUUUUCAUGCACCUAUGUCUUUCUACGACUCCACACCUCUGGGAAGGAUACUUAGUCGGGUCUCUUAUGAUCUGAGUAUCAUAGAUCUUGAUGUCCCAUUCAGCCUUGUCUUUUCUGUUACAUCUACCAGUAAUGCUUGUUCUACUCUUGUAGUACUAGCCAUUGUCACCUGGCAGGUCCUCUUUGUCUCUAUACCAAUGGUUUAUCUUGCAACUAGAUUACAGAGAUAUUACUUUACCUCUGCAAAAGAAUUGAUGCGGAUAAAUGGAACGACCAAGUCCUUUGUAGCAAAUCAUCUAGCCGAGUCUGCAGCAGGAGCCAUGACAAUAAGGGCUUUUGAUAAGGAAGAACAAUUCUUCACAAAGAAUCUUGGCCUCAUUGACACAAAUGCUAGUCCUUUUUUCCACAGUUUUUCAGCAAAUGAGUGGUUGAUUCAAUGGAUAGAAAUAGUAAGUGCGGCUGUUCUUGCCUCUGCAUCACUUUGCAUGGUUUUGCUUCCUCCCAGUACAUUUAGCCCCGGAUUUAUUGGGAUGGCACUUUCUUAUGGUCUUUCCUUGAACAUGAUGCUUGUCCGUUCAAUUCAAAAGCAGUGCAGUGUAGCAAAUGACAUCAUUUCUGUAGAAAGGCUAAAUCAAUACAUGCACAUUCCCAGUGAAGCCCCUGAAGUGAUAGAAGGGAACCACCCCCCAACUAAUUGGCCAGCUGUGGGUAAAGUGGAGAUACAAGAUUUGCAGGUCAGAUAUAGGCCCAAUGCACCACUUAUUCUUUGUGGUAUAAGUUGCACUUUUGAAGGAGGGCACAAGAUUGGUAUUGUUGGCCGAACUGGCAGUGGUAAGUCUACUCUCAUAGGUGCUCUUUUUCGUCUGGUGGAGCCAGCUGGAGGGAAGAUUAUAGUCGAUGGCAUUGAAAUCUCUUCAAUUGGCCUUCAUGACCUAAGGUCACGUUUUGGAAUAAUACCUCAAGACCCUACUCUUUUUAAUGGGACUCUCAGAUAUAAUUUGGACCCCUUAUGUCAGCAUUCCGACCAAGAAAUUUGGGAGGUUCUUGGAAAGUGUCAACUACAAGAGGCUGUUCAGAAGAAAGAAGAGGGCCUAGACUCCUUAGUUGUGGAAGAUGGAUCUAAUUGGAGCAUGGGGCAACGGCAAUUAUUUUGCCUAGGUCGUGCACUUUUGAGGAGAAGUCGGGUAUUGGUACUUGAUGAAGCAACCGCAUCAAUUGAUAAUGCUACUGAUAUGAUUCUGCAGAAAACUAUUCGGACUGAAUUUGCAGAUUGUACUGUAAUCACAGUGGCACACAGGAUACCAACUGUGAUGGAUUGCACAAUGGUUCUUGCCAUUAGUGAUGGAAAACUAGUGGAAUAUGAUACACCUAUGAAGUUAAUGAACAAAGAAGGUUCGCUCUUCAGGCAGCUUGUGAAGGAAUAUUGGUCCCAUUCUCAGUCUGCAGAACUGCACUAGGUCUAAUAAUAAGUUCUCAUG